AUGGAUGAGUUCUCUGUGCUUACAUGUAGUGACUCCAAGCUGCUUGAACCCCCCGAGACUCCAGCUCCUGUCUUUGCAAUUCGCGCCUUUAAGAGUGCCCUUUUUGGGACACCUGGAGCGGAUGAAGAAGAUGGAAUACACGCGUCGAAACCAAAGCUAUCCCCCCAUCAACGAAGCAAGAGUGAUACAAUGAAGCUCCCGCCGCCUGAUAUCACGACAGACGCGAACCCAACGGGUGAUGACGCGAUGCUCAACCCCACUGGAUCUCCUACGAAGAGCAUUCUGGUCACCCCCGGGACGAUACUAAACCGACGCAAGACUGUGUCGUUUGGAGAGAGUGUUGUUGACAAUGAGGGGAAACGCCCUGGCUCGGCCAGCAAGCCAGCCAGAACUCCACCGAAUCCGACUGGUAACCUCAGCGUCCAGUGGAUGUCCGGCUCUUCGGAUGGGAGCGGCAAACCACGGAGCAAACUCACCCAGACGCUCAUGGAUGCACGCGAUAACGCGUCCAAGAACGUGGACUCCGUCCAGUCUGAAGAGACUGCAGGGGAAGUAAAACCUGCCAGCUCUCGAACGAAAGAAAUUCCAGAUGAAGAUGUCACCGUCAACCUGGAGGACCCGCACUCCGAGUCGGGCAAAUAUUGGAAAUCAGAAUUCGACAACUACCGUGUGAGAACGAACAAAGAGAUCAAAAAGUUGAUUCAUUACCGGUGCAUUGCCAAGUCAUAUGCUCGCAAGAAGGACUCCGAAGCCAUGCGGCUGGCCGAUAAGCUUAAGGAGGAAGAGGAGAAGGUUGCAGAGAUGGAGAGGCAGGUAUCACGACUUGCUUCUACCAUGGUUGGGGAAGGAUCCAAGGUGGAUAAGGAGCAACUGAUCCAGGAUCUGACCAAGCAGACCGCUCUUGCACUGCAAUACAAGCAACAAGUCACGUCGCUGCGCAACGCCUUAGAAAAACACGACGUUGUGAGCGAUGCGGCACAAAUCACAGAAAAGAAGAAGGAAGAGACGUCUUCCGGGGCUCCCUCAGACGAGCUCCGUAAAGCGCAGCAAGAGCUAAAACAAGCCAAUGCCAAGAUUGAAGAAAUGCAACGCCAACAGUCCGAGCUGGGCACACUCCAAACCCUCGCGCAAAGCUCAGAGAAGAAAGCUCAAACACUCGAGCAAGAGAACAACACGCUCAAGCAAACGCUAGCUCGAGUGAAGCAGGAAAUGUCGCGGUACGAGGGUCGGCGCAAGGAAAAAGAAACGAAACUGAAGCAGAGAGAGUCGAGACUGGAGUUACGGGUCCAGGAAUACAGGGAGAGACUGAAGACUGUCACCAAAGAGCACCGUGAAUCAGAGGAAAAUUUGAGAAAUGCCUUGGACGCAGAGCGUCGCAGAAUGCAGAAGCAAAUCGACCUUUUGAAGUUGAGACUUGGCACGACCGAACCUUUCCCAGUUCUGCCUUCUACUGAGCGGCAAUCUUUCAGCCCUCGCAAAGACCCCACGGGUGUGCAAGUGUUUGACUUUGCCGGCCAGGAUCUUGAGCAAGAAGAUCCAGCAGAUCCAGAAGAAGAGCCCACAGACGACAUCGAGCCGCCCCCAAGCCCGAGUCCACGGUCCAAGGUCCGUGAGUCGCGGCCUGCUCUGCGCAGUGCUACUUUGGGCACAAUUGGCUCAAGGCGCCAUCUCCGGAACACGGCCGCAGAUGACGACGAGGUGACCCAUUACCUGAACGAGAUCCUGCCAAAGCCACGCCAUGAAUCCCACCACGUUGAAUUAGACGGAGUUCCACCUUCGUCGCCUCCUGAUAUUUCAGCUCUCAAAUCUCUAAACCGCACAUAUUCCAAACGACGGCUCGGUGAAAACCGUCCUACUCGAGCUCUCAAUCUUCUCGGUGCAGAUGACACCGGGCUCAGCAGCAGAAACACGCAACGAGAGCGAACACAUAUUAAAUCAACUCUCGACUCCCUGUCUGAUCUCCCGUCUCGCAGUCGGUAUACAAACUACACAAUCUCAGCUGGUGACCGAGUGGGCAAGCGGUACGGGUUGAACGACAUACAACGAGGAGGUCUUUCUCCUGAACGAAUUGCGGAUGCCCAGUCCCGACUCAGACAGAAGCAAAUCAACAAUAAGUCCAGAGCACUCGGCAAGGAGAACGUGUGA
Penicillium arizonense is the source of this 2145-nucleotide messenger RNA. RefSeq lists its product as uncharacterized. Bases 1 to 2145 code for a protein of 714 amino acids. The record is from RefSeq and is a predicted model, not a curated record. The transcript is spliced from 2 exons. NCBI's taxonomy places the organism in Eukaryota, Fungi, Ascomycota, Eurotiomycetes, Eurotiales, Aspergillaceae.